This is a messenger RNA of Eucalyptus grandis, 993 nucleotides long. RefSeq names its product disease resistance-like protein DSC1. The record is from RefSeq and is a predicted model, not a curated record. Gene Ontology annotation, biological process: signal transduction. Lineage: Eukaryota; Viridiplantae; Streptophyta; Magnoliopsida; Myrtales; Myrtaceae. Bases 1 to 993 code for a protein of 330 amino acids. The transcript is spliced from 3 exons.
AUGGCACACUUGAAGGCCACAGCAUCAGAAGUUCAGUACGGUUUGUUCUUGAGUUUUAGUGGAGAUGAUACUCGUUAUAACUUCAUAGGCUUCCUCCAUCAAGGCUUAGAAAAAGCUAGAAUCCGUGUAUUCAGGGACGAAGAUGAAAUCAAGGUGGGUGAUAAGAUUGGCAAGACAAUUCUACAAGCUAUCGACAACUCCAAAUUCUACAUACCCAUUAUCUCUCAAACUUAUCCUGACCGCAAAUGGUGUCUCAUCGAGCUUGAACGUAUGAUGAACAAUGUCUCUAGGUCAAAGGAUAGAAAAAGGAUUUUCCCCAUCUUUUACAAAGUGGAACCUGGAGAUGUCAAACAUCGGACUCCACAUCCGGAGAAUAUUUUCUCCAAAGUUGAACUUAGGAAAUUCAAAAGGGCUCUCGCAAAAGUUGGUAAAAUCAAAGGAUGGAAAGUCCACGAGCAACAAAGCCAAAUAGAAAUUGUCGAUAAAGUUGUUCAAAAAGUUCUGGAGGUGUUGGGUAGAAAAGAAGAAUCAGAGAUUGAGUAUCCAAUUGAACUUGAUGACUUGACACAGUCACUUGAAGACUCUUUGAAUCUCGUAAACAAGAGAGAGACAAGUGUAGGCAGAGAAAGGGAGGAGAACAGGAAGUACAAGGAGUAUGUGGAGGAGGAGCAGAUGAGGAGUGUAGGAAGAGAAAUGGAGGAUGAUGGGAAGCACAUGAAGUAUGUGUCGGAUGAGCAGAUGAGGAAAAGGACGAGUGUAGGCUGGACAAGAGAGACAAGCAGAAGAAGAGAAAGGGAGGAUGAUAAGAAGCACAUGGAGUACGUGGUGGAGGAGCAGAUGAGGAGAGGGACGAGUGUAGGCAAUACAAGAGAGGAUGAUGGGAAGGACAUGAAAUAUGUGCAGGAGAAGUGGUUGAGGGGAGGGACAAGUGCAAGCAGGACAAGAGGGGCAAGCAUAAGAAGAGAAAGGGAGGAUGAUAGGAAGCUCAUGUAG